AUGCCGAAGGCUUUUUAUGACGAGGUUGAGCUCGAGGACAUGUCCUAUGAUGAGGAGAAGGACCUCUUUCACUACCCUUGUCCUUGCGGUGACCGGUUCGAGAUCACACGUCAGCAGCUCAAGGAUGCCGAAGACGUGGCAAGAUGUCCUGGCUGCUCUUUGAUCAUUCGAGUCGUGUUCGAUCCGAUCGAUUUCGAGGACGACGACGAUGCGCCAGCUAACGCGAUCGAGUCUGCCAGUCUGACUAUCGCUGCCGCAGCUUGA
Molecule: messenger RNA, 264 nt
Organism: Ustilago hordei
Lineage: Eukaryota; Fungi; Basidiomycota; Ustilaginomycetes; Ustilaginales; Ustilaginaceae
Product: putative Diphthamide biosynthesis protein 3
Exons: 1
Coding region: 1-264 (87 amino acids)
Biological process (GO): protein histidyl modification to diphthamide
Molecular function (GO): metal ion binding
Source: RefSeq, a predicted model, not a curated record